Messenger RNA from Scutellospora calospora, 284 nucleotides. Lineage: Eukaryota; Fungi; Glomeromycota; Glomeromycetes; Diversisporales; Gigasporaceae. The record is from the annotation of a GenBank genome assembly.
CUGUCCGAGAACGAAUGAAAACAAUCAUAAAUCCAGAGCCAGGUAUUAACUCUAGUCUUGAUUCCAGUUCACCGUUUCGAUUCGGAAUUCGAAUUAGGGUGCCUACGCGAGAUGAAGCGGCCCUAAAUACACUGCAAAAACAUUUGAUGAUGCCUAAAGGUGCAGUGAUCACAAAGGUGGAUGCUCACGCGAAGAUGCAGCGAUCACAAGGGUGGAUACUCACGCAAGGUGCAGCGAUCCUUAGUUGUUUAGACUCACAAGCUAUAGGCUUUUCACAGGAGUGA